GAUUUCCACACGGAUCUUUAAAUAGUGCAGUUGUCAUUUCCGUUGUUGUAAAUUUAUAUAUCGAAGCUAUUGUCAAUCGACAGGCCAUAUGAGAGCCAGUCGGCACGGGGUCAGGGAAUUGCAAGACACCGGAUCAAGCGCUCAUUCUGAUACCGCGAACAUGACAAAAACAGUCACUGAUUACGUAACAUAAUGUGUUCGUAAUGUGAAACGUGGUGUGACAACAUGAUUUGAACAGAAAUAUUGCCGAAUUUUGUGGUGAUUUUAUCACAGUACACAGUACAGGUAACAGUCCGACAAUAUCCACAGCGAUAGAAAGUCCUAUAAAAACAGCACCUACUCGGACUGUUCAUGCUGUGUUACACAAUAUCCCGAAAAUCUACGUCGAAUUUAGGAGUACUUCUUAGCUAACCAAACUUUGGAUUUGUGACCUACUACUAAAAUGGCCGAUCAGGGUGAGCAGUACGAGAAGUCUUGGAUUCUACAUCAUAUCCUCAACAGGUUUAUAGGAAACCGGGAGACAGUGGCCGUCAGGAGGAGGAUGACAAUUCUGCGUGACAAUCUGCACAAUUUUGGCAAUCAUGGAAUCGAAUGGUUUUUCACAGGAAGUUUGGCCGAGGGCCUUGAUAUGGUAAGCUCCGACAGGGAUAUUAUGCUUGUUGACACUACUGUGAUAGUUACGUGUCCUUUUCAUGACUCUAACAAUCCAUCGGACAGCACAGACAGAACAGUUGUUGUAAUGAAAGAGGCUGACAACAGACCUGGUUAUGUGACACUGGAAUUAGUUAAUCCUGAACAGGCACACAGCGAAAGUAUUAUGCUAUCCAUUGUUCCCGUUGGUGAUGUUCUGAACAUCUCAGGUGUUCAUACACAAUCAUUAGCGGAAACGUUUAGUUCUUCGAUGGUGGAAACUCUGAAAACUGUGUGCUCAUUUCCGUAUACUAAAUGGCCACGAGAAGCUAACGAGUGGGUGAAUCGGCCUCGUCUGCAUGGAUGGCCGGAAAAGGCGUUGAGAGAUGAGAUAGUACAGGGCGGUUGUUAUCUUGUCCAUGUGGGGGAUAUAUCGUCUCCUGAUACAUUCCUACAAUGGCGGAUUUCAUUUACAACUGCAGAAAGGAAACUUAUUCAUUCUCUUUCACAUACACAAUUUCUAAUAUAUGGACUUCUCAAGUACAUCCUCAAGCAAAUAUCAGACAGGUUUAAGCAGCAAAUGGGGGAGGCAGAUGUUCUAUCAUCCUAUAUUAUAACAACAGUUAUAUUUCAUGCCGUGAAAAACACGCCUGGUUCAUUAUGGCAAGAGAGAAAUACAUUUGUCUGCUUCUUGCUUUGCUUGAAGAUUUUGAUCGGAUGGGUUCAUGCUGGACAUUGCCCAAAUUACUUCAUUAACGGGAACAAUAUGUUCAAUGGCAAAGUUCACGGUGAAAACCAACAGAAACUUCUUUCAAUCCUCACUGAGCUCCAUGAUAUGAAAUGGGGAUGUCUUUCCGUUGGAUCAGUCAUACGUCCAACAAUAGGAGACAGAAGGCAUCGCGUGAUGAAUGGCGCAUGGGGAUAUCCACUUCUUUCACCAACCAAUUCAGAAAUGAAGAGUGACAUGAAGAUAUUCAUUGAAGCAUUUGCUAUAGCAAUGGUGUGUACACCUUAUGUGGCACUGGCUCUACUGUCGAAAUCAAAGGAAGACAUUGAUGAAUUCGUGGCCUACCUUACCACAGUGCAUGCACUGGCGUUUACAGGAAUAUAUACUUUAGAAAAAACAUAUUUUUGCUAAAGGAAAUAAAGAGAAGUACAAACACUUUAGGAAAAGCAAAAUCCUCAUGACACCAUUUUCCUUGGUGUGCACAAGUCCUGGGCUGAUGACGCUGGCAACAUAUCACUACCAGACUGGAAACUACACGAAAGCACUUGAGAUGUGUGGACAUAUGAUAUCUUCAUUCAAAAUCUGUGUUUGUGAAUUGAGGUAUGUGAAAAAUAAGUUGACGACUCGGUAUGAACAUAUGUAUUGUGGGCAUGGAUACACCCUACUACACAAAUGUCAGGAAGUAUGUGUAUCACUUGUGGAAUUUCCACGAAAUGGUUUACAAUUCUGUCCAUCCCAGUUACACCCCGAAUUGACAAGCACUGAUUCGGAUGAAGUGCUUUCAAUUCCUCCACUUCCCUAUGCUGUGUUCCUAACAUUCCUAUGUUAUCAUGAGCUUGGCGACACGAGAAGACGCGACGCAGCAUUGAUUCACCUUCGAGCCGUGAAGUAUGAAGAGGAACAGGGAGGUGGUAAGCACUGGAUAGUCCACAAUCUCUUGGGGAUAUGUUAUGAAAUGGUUGGGGACACACGCAGAGCUCUCAGGGAAUACAGGGACUCUCUGUGUGUACUUGACCAAUCCAGUAACCCUGCCAGGAAGAGGAUAGAAGGAUUGCAAUAUUCACAGUAAAGAAAAACAUGGAAGUAUUAAUGUAAUUCAGAGACUCUGUCGUAACAACAUCGAUGCAAUAAACCAUAAUCCGUAUUAAUUUGGUCAUCGUGCUUACCAAGUAUUUGUUGAUGUUUAAUUAACCCUAUGAUUAUACUACAGUAUUCAUCGUUCAAUAGAAUAGCAUUCUGUAUAUAAGCAAUGCAUUGGUUUUACUAUUUUUUUAAUGUAUAGCUUAAUAAGGAACAUUGAACAAUAUAUGUUUUCAAUGGUCAUGUACAAAAUUAUCUUUAAUCUUUCAAAUUUCACAUGACUAUGAUAGCAUCAUAUAUGUUUGCCUUUAUUUUGAUUAAAACAAACAAGGUUAUACAUUUCGUAAAAAAUAACAUUGUUCUAUUCGUUAGUUUUGUAGUGCUGUUUGUCUAUAUGAGUUCUAUUCUGGAUAAAAUGUGCUAUUAUCUACAUAAUCUGCUUAAAUUAUUGUUUUUUAUAAGAGAGUAUGUGAAAAAGGGCCAAGACUUGUUAUUAACUCUAAGCAAGUUAUAUAUAUUUGUUGACUGUUAGACGGACAUGUUUACCUGUUUUUGCCGGCUUGAUGAUAUUCAAUUAAAAAUAUCCACAUAAAUUGAUCGGUGUCUUUACGAACUUUCUCCAAUAAUGCUUAUAUUAUAUCGAUACGGCACAUUCAAUCGUUGUGAUUUAUUGUGUAUACGUGUCGAGAUAUAUGUGGCAUUGUUUACCUGAAACCUGUUAGCAUAUUGGGAUAUAAUAUAACAUUUUAACGCGAAAUAAAUCCGCUUUUUCGGAAGUUAGAAAAAAAUCAAUGUUCAUUCACGAUAACUUGAUUUAAUGCUGUCGCCUUUUUUUAGUAUACAUAAUUUGCAUAAGCUUGCUUACUUAUAGAUAGAUUUGUUUGCUUGUCUUGUGUCGGCUCGUUGAUAUCAAAUUUCUGAUUGACUUGGGCAUCUUUGAAAUAAUAGUUCAUGUUAGUUUGUUUGUCAUAAAUAUCAUAAACUAUCGCGUUAUGUAAAAGAAUAUAGAAUGGUAUCGGUGGGUAUCUCAAGGAUCACCAUCAAACUAUACAUUAUGUUUAUUUCAUAUAAGGUGUCUAUGAAUCGGUGGAUGCGCACAUUCGCGGGACGUGCAACUUCAUUGGACAGACACCUGCAAUUGAGAUCGCUGCAUAUGAAUAUUAAAAUACCUUUUAAAUAAAGGUUGAUCCAUAACAACAAUGGGGUCCAAACUCCAAAAAUUUUUUUUUCGAGAAUCUUAAAAAUUCAUCGCCGGCGCUGACAUCGCAUUUAAGUGUAGGUUUUGUCAUAUUUUAUCUUUAGCAAAUUUAUUUCUAUUAUGAUAAGUCCUGUUGAUCGCGUAUAAAUUCAAUAACAAAGCGAGGGUUAUUGAACGUACACAAUCAAUACUAAUUGUAUUAUCUGGCAAUCAUUAUUGGCAUCACCAUUUUAAUUUUCAAUCGGACCUAUCUGGCUUUAUCAAAGAAAUGAAUGACAAAUACUCGAAGAUGACUACACCAGGGCGACUUUUGUUUAGUAGCGACCGCUUUUUGUAUCGUACGCGUGGUAUAUAUACAUAGUUCAAGCAAAAGGCUAUAUAUAAUAACAAAAACGAAACUACAAUACUAUGCGAUUAUUUUUUCUUUACAUCGUGCAGAACGGUCUUUAAAAUUUGCGACGCUGAGAUUGGUUAUUAAUAGAUCUGAAGCUAAACAACCGCCGUUUUAAACAUCUCUUUGAAAUAUAAAACAUGUUUCAAAUCGUAUCUUAUUUACGUGAACUUUGCAAACGUAUUCGUUAUGGUUUAAAGUGUUUCUUCCUUAAAGCGGGUUUAACCAUUUAGGUUAUCGACGUUUGUGACGAAUCAUAAAUUUCGCAAUAAAAAUAUGUGACGUUUGAAAAUCGCGGGCUUCAAAAUUUGGUUGAAAUAGACCGGAACCGAAAACUUCUCAGGGAAGCGUGCAAUCGACUCAAAGGUCUACCGAUUUCAACAUGUGUUUGUCACUCUUUCAACAAGAAAACAACAGUCAGCUUCACGAAAGCUAGGCCUGUGCAAGUCUAGUUACUUCGGUGCAAAGGAGAACCGGUAAGACGAAGAGUGUCUUUGUUUAUCAACGACAAUGCUGAUGAGCCGUCUGAAUACAUGUAUGUACGCGCAUGUAUGGUUUAAAAGUAAGUAUGCGUAGCCUACUUUGUCAGUUCGUGUCUGUGUCACAACAUGACUCAUCCGUCCCCUCUCCACCCUGGUGCGAUUUGCUUCAAGUCAGUCGGUUCAAUCACAGGGGUUCGUUACAAAUGUCUACAAUACACAUAUGCUAUACUGAUAUCGGUCACAGAACACAUAAUGCUGUGAUCCAUAUAAGCAUAUCAUAUUGUGUAUUUCAGACAUUUGUAACGAACUGAUCCCCUGUGGUUCAAGGUGGGAAGUCGAGGGGGAUUCGAUAUUCAUUUAUAUAUCUAAAAAGAUGGCAGGCCAAUUGCUAGUAGUUUGUAAUGUGUUAAGGAAAAUGCAUUGCCAUGCUUUUCAAAUGCACAACAUGUAUUUAGACGUGUUGAAAAAUGUUUCUUUUGACAAGUAAUUUCAUCAGUUUUGUCUCUUCUAUUUAAUUAAGUACAACGAAACUUACAACAUUAAGCAUUCCAUACAGUCCCCUUUACAUGUACAAUGUCUUUUACCAUUAACGUUAUUAUUUCUAAUAUCUGUUCUACCCUUUAAUUGUAUUUAU
This is a messenger RNA of Mizuhopecten yessoensis (Yesso scallop), 5142 nucleotides long. RefSeq lists its product as uncharacterized. NCBI's taxonomy places the organism in Eukaryota, Metazoa, Mollusca, Bivalvia, Pectinida, Pectinidae. The record is from RefSeq and is a predicted model, not a curated record. The transcript is spliced from 2 exons. Bases 443 to 1768 code for a protein of 441 amino acids.